UUAGCUAGCUAUCUAUCGGUCCACUGAAAUUGUCCAGCAAGGAAAGGUCACCUUAGUCAAAAAAUCGCCAUCUCUGAAAAGCCAAAAGCGAAAGACUGAGAAGUUGUAAUUUAUUAAUGUCAGUGUCAAGAGGGUAAAUAUUCAGAUGUUAUAAUUUUACUGUACCCAGUUACAACCAAGAGAUCAACCCUGUAACAACCAACCUGGUCUCUAUUAUAUUUCUUGAUGAAGUCUUCAAGACUGCAAGCUCAGAUACUUUUUUAAUAAGUUGUAUGUUUAAUUUGCUCCACUGAUAACUGCUCUUAGAUGGAGGAGGCGUAUGCAGCACUGUACCAGGAGUUUGUCCGUCUCCAGUCACUCUGCUUAAAACAAGCAGCAAUAAUACAACAUCUCUCUGACACAAUACAACGACAGCAAGGUUUGGUCUCAGGUCCAGCUAGGAACUUUGGAAAGCCGUGUCAGUACACAGAGGAAAAGUCAGGACAUCAACUCCUUCCUGCAGGAUGCCACGAACACGAACCUCUAGGACAUCCCACUGGACCACACAUACUGAACCCUCAAACUGGUAAUGAUCUCAGUCGUAUCGAUAGAGGACUAGACAAACUGCAUCUUAACCUGGACGUGCCAGAUCAGAAGCAGGGUGACCAUGAUAAUGCAGUUUUCCACAAUCCUGUAAAGACCGUGGAAAACAGUGCCUGGGAUGACCUGAGGAGAGUUGAGCAACAUUAUUAUGCAAACCAGACUUCACAAAGGCUGCGGAGGCCCUGGUCAUCCUCGUUUCUGGACAGUGAGCUGGUCAGUCAAGCCGGAGGGCUGUUCAUGUCUGGAGUCACGCUGCAGUCGCAGGUGUGUGAGUUCUGUCACGCUGUGUUUCCUGGACACACAAGCACCCGCGGAGAGUUUCUGCGUCACCUCACUACUCACAUGACCUGAAGGAAAGCAAUGCUGGGAGUCAAAUUCAUCAAAAAUGAAGAUGAGAUGAGAAGUCACUAUCACAUGUUUGAUUUUGAAACUAUUUGAGGUUUGGUCAGUGAUGAUCAAGAUUUUUUUAUUAAAUUGUAAAGCACACAAAGUUGAUGUGCAAGUACUUAACAAAAGUAAGACAAAAAAGUAACGAGAAAGUAAGAUGAGCAAAAAAAAAUUUAUGCAUGCACAUUUAUUUUUCGUUUCAUUUUAUCAUGAUAAUAAAA
Molecule: messenger RNA, 1190 nt
Organism: Sinocyclocheilus grahami
Lineage: Eukaryota; Metazoa; Chordata; Actinopteri; Cypriniformes; Cyprinidae
Exons: 5
Coding region: 307-933 (208 amino acids)
Biological process (GO): negative regulation of canonical NF-kappaB signal transduction
Source: RefSeq, a predicted model, not a curated record